GGACUGACAGAUCCAGCCAGGGCCGGCAGCGCCCGGGGCAGGGCUCCGGAGAGCGGGCCCCACCAUGAGGCCCCAGCCCCACAGGAGCCGCCACGCUCCCCUGGCCCCGGGGGCACCGCGCUAGCCCGCGGCCAGGGCGUGGCGAGGCGAGGACAGGCGAGGCAAGGUGACGAUGGCCAGCCACGUGGACCUGCUGACGGAGCUGCAGCUGCUGGAGAAGGUGCCCACGCUGGAGCGGCUUCGCGCCGCUCAGAAGCGCCGGGCUCAGCAGCUGAAGAAAUGGGCACAGUACGAGCAGGACUUGCAGCACCGUAAACGCAAGCAUGAGCGGAAGCGCAGCACGGGCGGCCGGCGCAAGAAGGUAUCCUUCGAGGCCAGCGUGGCACUGCUGGAGGCCUCACUGAGGAAUGACGCUGAGGAAGUACGCUACUUCCUGAAGAAUAAGGUCAGCCCUGAUUUGUGCAAUGAGGAUGGACUCACAGCCCUGCACCAGUGCUGCAUCGACAACUUUGAGGAAAUCGUUAAGCUGCUCCUUUCCCAUGGUGCAAAUGUGAAUGCCAAGGACAAUGAGCUGUGGACACCCCUGCAUGCCGCGGCCACCUGCGGCCACAUCAACCUGGUGAAGAUCCUCGUUCAGUAUGGGGCCGACUUGCUCGCCGUCAACUCUGACGGGAACAUGCCGUAUGACCUCUGCGAGGAUGAGCCCACCCUGGAUGUCAUCGAGACCUGCAUGGCCUACCAGGGCAUCACCCAAGAGAAAAUCAAUGAGAUGCGGGCAGCACCCGAGCAGCAGAUGAUUGGGGACAUCCAUUGUAUGAUUGCAGCUGGCCAGGACCUUGACUGGAUAGAUGCCCAGGGUGCCACACUGCUGCACAUAGCUGGAGCCAAUGGAUACCUGCGGGCAGCCGAGCUCCUCCUGGACCACGGAGUGCGCGUGGAUGUGAAGGACUGGGAUGGUUGGGAACCCCUGCAUGCAGCUGCCUUCUGGGGACAGAUGCAGAUGGCAGAGCUGUUGGUGUCCCAUGGGGCCAGUCUCAGUGCUAGGACAUCCAUGGAUGAGAUGCCAAUAGACCUAUGUGAGGAGGAGGAGUUCAAGGUCCUGCUGCUGGAGCUGAAACACAAGCAUGACGUGAUCAUGAAGUCACAGCUGAGGCACAAGUCAUCCUUGAGCCGGAGGACAUCCAGCGCGGGCAGCCGUGGGAAGGUGGUACGUCGAGCCAGCCUGUCAGACAGGACCAACCUGUACAGGAAGGAGUACGAGGGAGAGGCCAUACUGUGGCAGCAGCGGAGUGCAUCAGAGGAUCGAACCUCCAUGUACAACGGGGACAUCAGGGAGACCAGGACAGACCAGGAGAACAAGGACCCUAACCCCAGGCUGGAGAAGCCUGUGCUGCUCUCCGAAUUUUCUACCAAGAUCCCACGGGGUGAACUGGACAUGCCUGUUGAGAAUGGCCUCCGGGCUCCGGUCAGCACCUACCAGUAUGCACUGUCCAACGGGGAUGUCUGGAAGGUACAUGAGGUGCCCGACUACAGUGUGGCCUAUGGCAACCCUGGCAUGGCUGAUGCCACCCCACCUUGGAGCGGCUACAAGGAGCAGAGCCCCCAGACGCUUCUGGAGCUGAAGCGGCAGCGAGCUGCAGCCAAGCUGCUCAGCCACCCCUUCCUCAGCACCCACCUGGGCAGCAGCAUGGCCAGGACGGGUGAGGGCAGCAGUGAAGGCAAGGCCCCCUUGAUCGGAGGCAGAACUUCCCCGUACAGCGCCAAUGGGACCUCGGUGUACUACACUGUCACCAGCGGGGAUCCCCCGCUCUUGAAGUUCAAAGCCCCCAUGGAGGAGAUGGAGGAGAAGGUCCAUGGCUGCUGCCGCAUCUCCUAGUCUCUGUGUGAUGGAGGAGAGAUAUGCCUGGCAGGGCUCCCUGGGAUCCAGGCCAGCCCAGCAGCGCUCCCUGGGAUCCAGGCUAGCCCAGCAGCCCUGGCUUGGGGAGGCACCCAAGGGCAGCUGGCGGGAGGUGGGCUCUGCUGUCCAGAGGAGCGCUGACCCCACCUCUCACCCAGCUGCCCAUAGCAUCGCCACUCCCCAUGGUCUGCUUCCUGCUGUGUUGUCUGCUGUCUGACACAAGGCCCAUAUGUGGACCCCGACUCACCCUGCUCUCAGAUUUUGGGAGGACAGGCUUGGGAUGACAGUUCUGUUCUUGGUAAAGGCUUCUCUGGACCAGUACUUGCAUGUCACUUAUCAACACACACACACUCACACACUCAAUCAACUUGUGCAGGAAUGAUGCUCCUGGGCUCAUGGGAAGCAGGCAGGGCUGAGUGAAUUUAGGGGCUAUUCUCAAGAGGAUUGAGGUUAAGACUCAAGAGUUCAGUCACCACCGCCAAUGUGGCUACAGCAGGGGAGGGACCCUGAUACCCUGCUAAGCUGCUAAGCUGAGACCCACAGUCCUACUCAGAGUCAUCCACUGUCUGGGCCACCACCCACACCUGGCAGGGCCAGAAGUCCUCUCUCUGUUCAGAGGGAGCCACGAAUCCACAUGGCUAGAUAAGGUGGGUGUGGACCUGCUCCCCACAGCCCUGCUGAGUAAGUCCUCCUGCCCAUGCCAGGAACCAGCUGUGUGACCACUCAGGGGCCGAGGUGGAAAACCAGGCUCUCUCAUUCCUGGAAUAAUCCAAAUCACAGUUUGCUCUUGGAUGGAAGUAUCAAAAGGGAGGCAAAGUCAGGGUUUCCACAGGUGCGUUUGAUAAACCAGUUCUUUCCGGCGGUGAAGCCCCAGGGGAGAAUGAACUGAAUGUGCUCUCUGUCGUGGAUAAUAGGGUGGCCAUAUGUGUUACUGGUUGUCGUUGGAAAAAUGAAGCCCAGUGAAGAGUUUCUGUCGGAAGGACUUUUCCAGGGAGAGGGCUGAGUUCAUGUUAAUUUCUGAAAACCUCUCUGGUAACCGUGACAGAACCCAGCACUCUGGCCGAUCCUUGUGAAUAUUCAGACUUUCAGGCCAGCACUCCUCAGACUGAGCCAUCAGAUUACAGGUAGCUGGGGCCCCCGCUCCUACUGCCUUAUACAUCAUUCGUGUAUGUAGGGUGCAUACUCAGGACCCUAGGCCCAGCUUUGCCUUUUCCAGAAUGCUGGGGGAGGCAAAUUUGCCACCUGGCCCUUGGGAGUUCCUGCCUGGCCCAGGGGAUCCCAGCCUGUUCCCACUAGAGUGAUUAUGCCCCAAGGCCCCAGAUCCAAGGUGCCCAUGGUGAACACCUGCACUGCAUUUAGUGCUGGGACUGGAGGUGGGUCUCACCCCAGCCCCACAAUUUUGUGGCCCCAGUCUUUCUGAUGCUGGAGAGGGAGGACCACAGGGGCAGGCCACCCUCCACCUCUCGACUGCAAUCUCUCAUCAUCUCAUUUGGGAUUUGUUGCUCAUGAGUUAGGCGCAGUCCCCAGGUUCAGCCAAAACCACUUGGAGUAACCUACACGCUGCAGGUUUGUUCCCUGCUCUGUGCGCCUUUUAUUUGUCCUAAAACUACCUCCUUAGAGCCCCCCUACCCAGGUCCAGAUGCUGGGGUUUGGGGAACAAAUCUGGGUUCCUUUAACCUUUGUCUUUCUGAGCCUAUGAAAAAUUCUUCCUGAGGGGCACCUGGGGCGGGGGGCUGGAAAAGCCCUCCUGUGCCAUACCCUCGUACUAGGCUCUGCUGUCUUCCGGUCCCAGUCUCCACUAUGGUCUCCAUGGCCCCCAUAUCCCAGAGAGGAAGCUGGACCCCAAGGGACCUAGCUGAUACUUUACUAGGAGCAGGGCAGCUGGGCUGGAGAGCAGAGGGCUCUGGGGAGUCACUGCGCCCCUGGUGGCCGCUGAACGCACUGAGGGUCACAGCACCAGACCCUUGGGGCCUGGGCUGGUUUGGAUCCCACCCCCACCCCAACUCCAGGCCAGACCCAGUCUAGGGCAGAGGGGCGGCUCAGGAGACCACAAACAGGUGUGCGUGUCACCUCUCAUGUCCCUGUGUUCUGGGGCGGGCUCUCCAUCAUUUCAGCCUAUGGCUGGAGCAGGGCAGGGAUGAUCCAAAACAGACAUACCUUUGGCUUCAAAACAGUAUUCAGCUCAGACCGACACUGGAAUUGCUCUUGAGCCGACUUGAGAUGCAAGGUGGGGAGUGUCGAGGGAAGCCACAAGCUCCUCUGGAGAGAGUUAUGCAGGUUUUCCGACCGGUUUGCUCAGGUGCCAGAGACUGAGGGCAUUUAUUGCCCUCCCUGAGCCCCAUGGCCAUUCCUCCUCCCCCUUGCUUCCUGUCUCCUGGGUCAUUCUUCUCCCGCCCAGAAGGCUGGGAAUCCCAGCUGUUCCACACCAGAAGCCAGCUUCAGGCAAAGGUGACUCUGGGCAUCAGUCUGUUUUCACCCAGGGAUAAACCAUCCCUUUUAGGGCUUCAAGUACUUGGGGAGCUUUCCCCGUGAGUCUCUUGUGCAUUGAGGGACAAGCUGGGGAAUAACCUUGGGCCUGGAUCAUUCAUUUAUUCACUCCUGUAAUUUCUUGAGUGGCUGCAACCUGCCAGGCACUAUGUUAGGUUCUGAGCUUAAAGGAUGAACAGGCAGAGUGAGGAGAACUGUUCUUCACAGUGUCAUCCCUUGAGGACCUCGGCAUCAGCAGCCCCAUCAGUUUCCCUGGGGCAGUGACUGCAUCCUGCUCCAGCAUCCUUUUGCUUCCAGUUCCUCCAAUCCUUAGAGUAUGAAACAGCUGUCGAGGAUGCCCCUGGAUAACAUUUAUCACUAAGUGCAGAUGCUGGAUCUUGGUUCCAGGCAGAUACCAUCCCAAGUCCGUCUGGAACUUUCAGGGAUAACUGCCUUCAGGCCAGCAUCUCUGGUGGACCAUCUAAUAGGAGUUUGAGGUGAUGUUGGAUGAAUAAGGAGGCUAGAAUUUGCUGCCAAAUACAUCCAGGUUCUUAAAGUCAUUGUCUCUUGCUUAUUUUAAUUAGUCAUUACUUAGCCUCUUCUCCCCACCAACCUCCGAGAGGAAUAGAGAGGUUCACCUUUUAACGUGAAGUCUUUCCUCUUGAGUCUGCCUCUCUCCCUGGCAGGUGUGGAUUAAGGAGCUAGGUGAAGGCUUGCAAGGUUGACCAGAUGCCCAGCUUCUGCUGAGCCCCAGGUCUGGUGGCCAUUUCCAAAGCAGGUGCCACACUGCUCCCACCCUAUGCCCCAGACAAUUGAGAAUUGGUGGUUGUCGCCAGAUUGUGAGUUUCUGGCCAGUAUUUCAGAGAACCAAACCCUGGGCCCAGGUGUACUGAAGGCUCUGGAUGUAAUUCUCCAUCAGAUACGCAGUACUGUUAGAACUGAGUGCACUGUUCCAUCAGUUUCAAGGGACUUAGAAAAGUUAACAAGGGUGUGUCUGCUCUUCUGCCCACCACAGUUUGCUGGCUUUGUAAUAAUGAGAUCGUUUUGGUUACUGGUGUCAGACACCUUUUAAUCUUGAGCUCUCUCUCUGCUACCUGCCCUCCCAGAGCAGAUACUGGGGUACUUUCCAGAAAGGCAUUCUUUACAAGUUGCCCCGAUGGAUUGUAUUUAAUUCUUGCUACAUGUAGCCUGGGGACGGCCUCCCCUCCCCCAGGGCACAUAAGAGCAAAGGGAAACUGGUCAGUGAUGACUCCACAGACAUGACGCCCCCUUGACAGAAGCUGAAGCCCUCUCCUCGACCACAGUCUCCUGUUGGCCAGAGGGCCUGCUUCCCAUGACCAUUGCAAGUGCCAUGGCGGGGGGCCUGGCUCUGCACACCCAGGAAAAGUCUGCAGACCCCCAGCCCUCCGCAAUAAUUCACCAGACCAGAAGCCACUGAUGUACAGAGAACACUUAACAGAAAUGUAUUUUAUGUGAAAAAAAAUUAAAACUCUGUAUACUGUAUCAGCAGCUUUGUGUAAAAAUGGCAAUCAAAAGAGUCUAAUAUAUUUAAAAGUUUUUUUUAAAAAAAUCCUCACGGAUCUUUGAUAUUGUAUUGAAGUAACUUCCAGGUAGCUCCUCGCCAUGCGGCAGUGGUGGGCCUCGUGUGCAAGACCGCGUCUCAACCACGUCCCAAACGGGCUUGUCCCGCAGUUGCUUCCAGCUGCCAAGGCCUGUGAUGGAAUUCGCUGUUAAGAAUUUUUAAUUAAGAUUAUUAAAUUCCUUUUAAUAACACCUGCUAGUGUGGCU
This is a messenger RNA of Trichechus manatus latirostris (Florida manatee), 6151 nucleotides long. RefSeq names its product protein phosphatase 1 regulatory subunit 16B (gene PPP1R16B). Gene Ontology annotation, molecular function: enzyme inhibitor activity; myosin phosphatase regulator activity; protein binding. The record is from RefSeq and is a predicted model, not a curated record. Gene Ontology annotation, biological process: establishment of endothelial barrier; regulation of sprouting angiogenesis. NCBI's taxonomy places the organism in Eukaryota, Metazoa, Chordata, Mammalia, Sirenia, Trichechidae. The transcript is spliced from 11 exons. Gene Ontology annotation, cellular component: cytoplasm. Bases 173 to 1876 code for a protein of 567 amino acids.